AUGCCUGAAAAGGAGUCGCCGUCCCGCCGCGGGGUGUUGCUCUUGGCGCGCAGGAAGCACGUGCGGCCGCGCCAGAACGUGAACGACUGGCAGCCAGGAUGCUCGCAGCACAACUUCUCGCACUCGUCCACGCUCGCCACUUGCUGGCUCAUGAGGUCGUUGGCGUCGCCGCCGCUGUCCAUCCAGCUGCUGGAGAAGUCCAAGGGGGAGAUGGGCGCCAUGUACGACGAGAAGAAGGUCAUGGAGCCCGUGUGCGCGCAGAAUGGGCCGGUCAAGGAGUUGCAGCCGUCGUUGUUGCCGUCGUCAGUCGCGGUCAUGUCCAUCGUGUACACGCUGGUGGCGCGGCAACAGAGCGUGUUGUGCGAGCAUACGGACCAGAGCGGCAACUUCCCCACGGUCACGCGCGCCGUGCUGAAGCACCUGGCGCAGCACGAGCCUAGUGCGUCAGCCCCGGCCUCCAAGAGCGUAUUCCCGUACAACGAGUUCAACUUCUUCUUUCUCUACGACGAUGGUAUCACGUACAUGUGCAUGGCGGAGGAGCGGGUGCACGCGAACGUGGCGUUCAUGAUGCUCGCCGAGGUGCAGACCAUGUUCCUGGCCAAGUACAAGCAGCAGGCACAGACCGCACUGGCCUACGCCAUGAGCUCCUUCAAUCCGACGCUAGACUCGCUCAUGAAGAAGUACGACAACUACAAGCUGGAGACGCCCCUGUCACAAGUGCGGCAGAAGAUGGAACGGGUCAAGACGCUGAUGAUUGAGAACGUCAACCAGUUAAUGGAGCGUGGGGAGAAGAUCGAGUUGUUGGUCACACGAACAACUAAGUUGCAGCAGGAUGCCAUGAAGUACGAAAAGUCCGCUAAGAAGCUCAAGAAUGCGUACUGGUGGAUGAACGUGAAAUACUGGAUCUACGGCACACUUGCCUUGGCUGUACUUGCUCUAGUCGUGACGUUCAUGAUUUGCGGGGCGGACUUGUCCAGCUGCGCUGCUCGCGUCGAAAAUAAAGCAGAAGACGGAAUCAAUAAAGUAGCCGAGACCGCCUCCGGUGCAGCAACGGAUGCAGCGAACAAAGCAUCUACAGGCGUAGCUGGAGGCGGUAUAUAG
Molecule: messenger RNA, 1101 nt
Organism: Phytophthora sojae
Lineage: Eukaryota; Oomycota; Peronosporomycetes; Peronosporales; Peronosporaceae
Exons: 4
Coding region: 1-1101 (366 amino acids)
Biological process (GO): vesicle-mediated transport
Cellular component (GO): membrane
Source: RefSeq, a predicted model, not a curated record